This is a messenger RNA of Nothobranchius furzeri (turquoise killifish), 2520 nucleotides long. RefSeq names its product protein Tob1. Gene Ontology annotation, molecular function: transcription corepressor activity. The record is from RefSeq and is a predicted model, not a curated record. Lineage: Eukaryota; Metazoa; Chordata; Actinopteri; Cyprinodontiformes; Nothobranchiidae. Gene Ontology annotation, biological process: regulation of gene expression. Gene Ontology annotation, cellular component: cytoplasm; nucleus.
CGAGCAGAAGGGGACGAAGUUGCGAAACUCCCGAGUAGGAGGGAGCUACUCUGCAAGCCUGCUGAGCGAGGAAGAAACAAAACGCUGAAAUAAACUUAUAAAUAAUAAUAAAAAAACCGAAACUGAAGCAAAUCUUCAACGCCAAUCCUCCAAAAUCUACAUGUACUGGAAUACUUUUUUGUAACGUUGCUACUAUUUUCUCUGUGAAGAAAGUAUUUUUACUUUUUUUCUAUUUGCACUAAUUAACGGUACUUCAUAACUACUGAGAAUUUUUAUUUUUUCAAAAACAAGAAAAAAGUGUAUGUCACACCCUGUGGAAGGACGCCACUUUUACAAAACCAGCACUUUUUGAUUUCACCCCGAGUCCCUGCUGCUUUCGACGCCCAGUCUGUGUUGCCAAACACGGAUCAACAAAGCAGACCCAGUGGACGCGUUCAAGGUCACACACAGCUAAUCUCCACGCACCUGGAUCACUUCAGCAGUUCGCUAUGCAGCUUGAAAUCCAAGUAGCUCUCAACUUCAUCAUCUCGUACCUGUACAACAAACUGCCGAGGCGGCGGGUGAACAUUUUUGGCGAGGAGCUGGAGCGGCAGCUGAAGCAGAAAUAUGAAGGACACUGGUACCCGGACAAGCCAUACAAGGGCUCAGGAUUCAGAUGCAUCCACGUGGGGGAGAAGGUGGACCCUGUAGUGGAGAAAGCAGCCAAAGAGAGUGGGCUGGAAAUUGAAGACGUUCGCAAUAACCUGCCCCAGGACCUCAGCGUGUGGAUUGACCCAUACGAAGUGUCCUACCAGAUUGGCGAGAAGGGGCCGGUCAAAGUGUUGUUCGUCGACGACAGCAGCGAAAGUGGAGCUGCUAACGUAGGGCUGGAUUUGGACAAAGAGAUCAAGAACAGCUUCAAUCCUGAUGCGCAGGUCUUCAUGCCCAUCAGCGAGCCUGUGAACGGCGUGUCUCCGGGUUCCAGCUCUCCGUCUCCCCCUUUUGGCCACUCUGCGGCGGUCAGCCCCACCUUCAUGCCCCGCUCCACUCAGCCUUUAACCUUUACUACCGCCACCUUCGCAGCCACCAAGUUCGGCUCCACUAAGAUGAAGAGCAGUGGACGCAGCAGCAGCAGCAACAACAACAACAACGGCGGCAGCAGCGCUGGGAACAAAGUGGCGCGUAGCUCUCCCACCAACCUGGGCCUGAGUGUGAACAGUCUUCUCAAGCAGAAAGCCAUCUCCACCUCCAUGCACUCGCUGUACGGACUGGGGCUCGGAGUGCAGCCGCCGCCGCAGCACCAGAAACCCUCAGCCCUGUCCCCCAACGCCAAGGAGUUCGUGUUCCCCAGCCUGCAGGGCCAAGGCAGCCAGAGUGCUCUGUUUCCUGGGGACAGCCCACUCAGCCUCGCCUCACUGCAGUACAGCAAUGCCUUUGAUGUGUUUGCGGCCUACGGUGGCCUUAACGACAAGUCCCUCAUGGAUGGCUUGAAUUUCAGCUUAAGCAACAUGCAGUAUUCUAACCAGCAAUUCCAGCCAGUUAUGGCCAACUAGUACACGUACAAGGUACUACUUAAGCUACUACUUCAUACAGAAACGACCAGACGUAAAGUGAUGGUGGAAACAAAUGCACAUUUUCAAAAACAACAAAAAAAAGUGUAAACAUAAACAGAAUGUCAAAGAUAAAAGGAAAACAGUGACUUGUAACCUGUAAGAUCCCCGUUUCAAGUCUAAGAGCACGAGCCCGAGGGUGAAAUAUGACGCCCCCUUGAGUUAAACUUGUUUCUUCUGCUGUUUUUUUAUUAUUUUAUUUUCAUAUUUUUUUCUUAAAUAUUGAAGCUUGUAGUACAACUUGUCCAAGCUUGGUUACCUAAACUUCAAAAUUCAUUAUUUGUUUUGACAACCAAGCACAAAAUAUUUUUUUUACGCAACUGUUUUAAGAUACAAAAAAAUGGUAAAAAAAAAAAUAAAAAAAUAAACACCACCGCAAGUCAUGGCCUCUUUCAGUAUUUAAAUAUAACUGGACAUUGCCAGUUUUUCAAGAAAUUGGCUUGAAUAAGUGGAAUUUCCUGGUCUUUUUCUAAUUGUAUAAUUUAAUUUAGUACAGAGUUUGUAAAAUAUCAGAGUAUCUAUUGUUUCUACUACAUGGUAUUGCAUUUAUAUCUUUUUACUACUCCAGUGAUCUGUGAUGGCUGCAGCGACUUUGUUUUCUUUUUUUAUUAAAAUUAUAAAAUGAAUCCAUCUUUAAGAAGAAUACAUCAACUAUCCUAAAGAUUGUGUACAGAAUAUUCCGUAGUGGUGGGAUUUAAGAAUAUUUGCUUCUUUUUUUUGAGAAAAAUAAAAAUGAGUUGUAUUUUCUGUUAAGAGUUGAAAGAUUUUUGCUAUAAUAUGGACAAAAAUGUAAUCGUAUAUUAAUUUUGUACCUACAUUGUGCAAUACUUGAUAAAACAAACGGUAUAACAAAGUAUUCUGAGUCAGUGUCUUACAUGUUAAGAGGGACUGAUUAGUUUAUUAAGUUUGUAUUAAAAACGCUUGAAAAUAA